Molecule: messenger RNA, 4777 nt
Organism: Tachyglossus aculeatus (Australian echidna)
Lineage: Eukaryota; Metazoa; Chordata; Mammalia; Monotremata; Tachyglossidae
Gene: PCDH18
Product: protocadherin 18
Exons: 4
Coding region: 303-3719 (1138 amino acids)
Biological process (GO): homophilic cell-cell adhesion
Cellular component (GO): plasma membrane
Molecular function (GO): calcium ion binding
Source: RefSeq, a predicted model, not a curated record
CACGGAGCGGAGGAAGAGCGCGGAAUUGUUCGGAGAACGCGGAGCCGUGGUGCGGGGCCGGCCGGGCCGGCUGCCCAGCGCGUGGGCUGCAGGUGCGGAGCGGGGCCGCCGAUGGGACCGGGGGACGGCCGUCCCCCAAGUCACCGCCGACUGGCCCGCACGGCGCCCGGGCAGCGCAGGGGAGCCUCCGCAGCCAGUCCGAGGGCGGGCUCCGGACUCACCGUCCCUCCAGCCUGAGGUGUGAAGCCGCCGCUCUUCCCGUUCCCUCCUCCUCCUCUUCCUUCGCCGGCACCGAGGGGGCCAUGAGGCUGGCGGCCCGUGGCGGGGGGCUCCCCGCGGGCCCGCCCGCCCCGCUCCUCGUCCUGCUGGCCAGCCUGGGCGCGGGGGCUCUGGGCAGGAACCUGCGCUACCGGCUGUACGAGGAGCAGCGGGUGGGCACGGUGGUCGGCCGGCUGUGGGAGGACGCCGGGGACGUGCUGGCGCGGCUGCCCAGUCCGGGCUCCGUGAGGUUCCGGGCCAUGCAGCGGGGCAGCGCGCCGCCGCUGCUGAGCGUGCGGGAGGACACGGGCGACAUCCGCGUGGCGGCCCGCGUGGACCGCGAGCAGCUCUGCCCGGCCCAGCCCAACUGCUCCAUCCAGUUCGACGUGAUCACGCUGCCCACCGACCACCUGCAGCUCUUCCACGUGGAGGUGGAGGUGCUGGACAUCAACGACCACGCGCCCCAGUUCGCCCGCCCGCUCAUCCCCAUCGAGAUCUCCGAGAGCGCCGCCGUGGGCACCCGCAUCCCGCUGGACGGGGCCGCCGACCCGGACGUGGGCGACAACGGCCUGCACGGCUACGCGCUGGCCGCCAACGACGCCUUCGGCCUGGAGGUGCGCACCCGGGCGGCCGACGGGGCCGCCUUCGCCGAGCUGGUGGUGGCCCGGGAGCUGGACCGCGAGCGCACGGCCAGCUACCAGCUGCGGCUGACCGCCUCGGACCGGGGGACGCCGCCCCGCACCGGCUCGGCCCUGCUGUCCGUCAGCGUGUCCGACUCCAACGACAACAGCCCGGCCUUCGAGCGGCCCGCCUACACAGUCCGGCUGGCCGAGGACGCCCCCGUGGGGACCCUGCUCCUGGACUUGAACGCCACCGACCCGGACCUGGGGCCCAACGGCCAGGUGGUGUACGCCUUCAGCGGCCACGUGGCCCCCGCCGUGGCCGAGACCUUCCGCGUCGACCCCCGGCGGGGGCUGCUGACCCUGGCCCGGCCCCUGGACUUCGAGGCCGUGGCCUCCUACGAGAUCGGCGUGCAGGCCCAGGACCUGGGCCCCAAUUCCAUCCCGGCGCACUGCAAGGUCAGCGUCCAGGUGGCCGACGUCAAUGACAACAGCCCCGAGAUCGACCUCAACCUCAUGGGCCCCGGCCGCGAGGAGGCCGCCCACGUGUCCGAGGGCGACCCCGUCGACACCUUCGUGGCCCUGGUCCGCGUCCGGGACGCCGACUCGGGCCCCAACGGCCAGGUGGCCUGCAGGCUGCACGGGCACGGGCGCUUUCGCCUCCACCGGACCUACGAGGACAACUAUCUGGUCCUGACCAACGCCACCCUGGAUCGGGAGGAGCGGGACGAGUACAGCCUGACGCUGGUGGCCGAGGACCACGGGACGCCGGGCCUCUCGGCCACCCGCCGCUUCACCGUCCGAGUGGGCGACGUCAACGACAACGCGCCCCGCUUCCAGCGGAGCCGCUACGAGCUGGCCGUGUCCGAGAACAACGCCCCGGGGGCCUACCUGGACUCCGUCGCGGCCACCGACCCGGACCUGGGCCCCAACGGCCGCGUCACCUACGCCAUCCCGGACGGCUCGGUCGCCGGCCGGCCCCUGGCCGCCUUCGUCACCGUCGAUCCGGCCAACGGGGCCCUCUACGCGCUGCGGCCCUUCGACCGCGAGGAGGUCGGGGAGAUCGUCUUCGUCGUGGAGGCGCGGGACGGGGGCGAGCCGCGGGGGCUCGGCACCAACGUCACCGUCGUCCUCGCCGUCGUGGACGAGAACGACAACGCCCCGAUCAUCGUGGCCCCGCCGCUGCGCAACGGCACGGCCCACGUCCCCAUCCCCCGCGGCGCCGGGCCCGGCUACCGGCUGGUGGGCGUCCGGGCCGUGGACCGGGACGCUGGGGCCAACGCCCGGCUCGGCUGCUCCAUCGAGGCAGGCAACGAUGACGCCGCCUUCUUCCUGGACCCGGACCUCUGCGACCUGUACGUCAACGUGAGCGCGGCCUCCCUGCCUCCCGCCGGCCGUGAGCUCCGGGUGUUGGUCUACGACCACGGCCGCCCGCCCCUCCACGCCCGGGCCCUCCUGCACUGCUCCGUGGCCCAAGGGGCCGAGGGGCCGGCCGGCGCCGCGGGGAACUCGGCCAGCCCCGCCCCGCCCGACGCCUCGCUGCUGAUCAUCGUGUCCCUUGGGGCCGUCUGCGCCCUGCUGCUCGGGGCCAUGGUCCUGUUCGCCACCAGAUGCAACCGCGACAAGAAAGACACGCGGUCCUACAACUGCCGCGUGGCCGAGUCCACCUACCAGCAGCACCCCAAGAGGCCGGCCCGGCAGAUCCACAAGGGUGACAUCACCCUGGUGCCCACCGUCAACGGCACCCUGCCCAUCCGAUCUCAGCACCGGCCCUCCCCCUCCACCUCCCCGAGGCUGGAGAGAGGCCCGCUGGGCCGCGGCAGCGGGGCGCCCGGCCACCACAGCCACCAGUCCCUCAACAGCCUGGGGACCGUUUCCUCGGGCCACGGGCCGGACCGUUUCUCCCUGGACCUGACACACGCUACGCCCGCGGUGGAGGUGUCCCAGCUCUUCGCCAUGCUCCACCAGGGCCAGUACCAGCCGAGACCCAGCUUCCGAGGCAACAAGUACUCCCGAAGCUACAGGUACGCCCUGCAGGACAUGGACAAGUUCAGCCUCAAAGACAGCGGCCGCGGUGACAGCGAGGCCGGAGACAGCGACUACGACCUAGGUCGGGACUCUCCCAUCGACAGGCUCCUCGGGGAAGGGUUCAGCGACCUCUUCCUCACGGACGGGAGAAUUCCCACAGCCAUGCGACUGUGCACGGAGGAAUGCCGGGUCCUCGGACACUCUGACCAGUGCUGGAUGCCGCCUCUCCCGUCCCCCUCGGACUACCGAACCAACCUCUUCAUCCCGGGCGAGGAGUUCCCGCCGCCGCCCGAGUCGCCACCCGCCACCUCCGCCGCUGCCGUGCAGGCUGGGGAUCCCGGCGACAAGAAGAGGAGCUUCUCCACCUUCGGGAAGGACGCCGACAGUGCCGGGGGGGACCCGGGCCCCUCGUCGCUGCUUGCCGAGAUGAGCUGUGUCUUCCAGCGCCUGCUGCCCCCGUCCUUAGACGCCGACCCUCCGGGCGGCACGGCCGACUGCCCCAACUCGCUGGAGCGGCGCAAGGGUCACCUGUUGGCCAAGCCUGCCGGGUACCCCCAGGGUGUGGCGGCCUGGGCGGCCAGCACGCACUUCCAGAAUCCCGCUGGCAACCCCGGGCCGGCCGCGGGGACCCACGCCAGCGGCCAGCCGGCGGCCAAAUGGCUCCCGGCCAUGGAGGAGAUCCCCGAGAACUAUGAGGAGGACGACUUGGACAACGCUCUCAACCACCUGGGCGAAGGCCAGCACGAACUGAUGGACGCCAGCGAGCUGGUGGCCGAGAUCAACAAGCUGCUCCAGGAAGCACGGCAGAGCUAGGCCGCCGCCACCCCCGGGCUCCGGGACGCACCGCCCGCCGCGGCCGGGGUCUGUCCACCGGAGCUCGGCCGAGGUCGGCCCACCGCAACCUGGGUGCGACCGACCGGGGCUCCGGGACGGUCCGUCCUUCAGAGCUGGGACACGGACUAGGUCGGCCCGCGGGAGCCUGGACGCAACCGACCAGGCCGUAGGCAGGGUCUGCCCGCCGGGACGUGGCGGAGGGCGCCGCUCGCAAACCGGCUCUGGCCACGAGUUACAUUUAUCAUAAAUGUGUCUGUGUAUGUUGAAUAUCAAAAUACCGUAUUUUCAUAUGUACACAAUGCAAGUGUGGUUAUCCUAAACUGUAUUUUAAAAAUACAUUUGUACCUUAUAUUUAUGUGUAAUUUAACAAAUAAAUUUUAUUUUUGUACUCCCAUGACAAACCUGUGUUACUAAGUGUUCGAAGGCCCGGCCCCGGCCCUCCUGGCUGAAAGCGGAGAGGACGGGAAUCGAGGAGCCCCCUUCUCUUGUUUCCGCCGAGGCGGCGCCUCACCCGUCCUCGGCCCAGCCGCUUCCCCAUUCCAGGGCCGGAGCCCCUCCGGGAUGGAGCGGUCGCUACCGAGACCCCAGCUGGGCUCCCCCUUUGGCUUCGUUACCCAGACCAUGCCAGCGUCACCGACGGCCUCUGGCGGGUAACGGGGCAGGACGGCAGCUUUUCCUCUUGGCCCAACGUGGCAUCCACGCAGCUCAAAACGGUGGAGCCAGAGACACAGUGACGUGCGGGAAAUAAGGAACCCAUCCCACCUCGGGCCCCCCAUCAGCCCCAGCCUCUUACGGUUACGGUCGAUGUUCACCGUCCUCCUGCAGACUCUGCUCAUCUCUCUCUCCUUCCGCGGGCAAGGAGAUUGGUUUUGAACCUCAUGUGGUACUUUCACUGUCCUGCCUUGUUUUGUUGCAUUUCUGACUGCUCUCUCUCAUUGAUUUCUUGAGUACCCUGCAUGGCUGGCUGGGGUGAUCCUCUUGGAAUAGUAUUUUUCUGCUCUCGUUUAUGACUGCUAGUGCAAUGUCAUCAUUAUGAA